Dichomitus squalens LYAD-421 SS1 is the source of this 969-nucleotide messenger RNA. RefSeq lists its product as uncharacterized. Gene Ontology annotation, molecular function: protein kinase activity; ATP binding. The record is from RefSeq and is a predicted model, not a curated record. The transcript is spliced from 5 exons. Gene Ontology annotation, biological process: protein phosphorylation. NCBI's taxonomy places the organism in Eukaryota, Fungi, Basidiomycota, Agaricomycetes, Polyporales, Polyporaceae. The coding region runs from base 57 to 926 and encodes 289 amino acids.
CACUUCACAGUACUGACCCCCGUAUUCGGACACGACAGUGACGCUCUCCCUUUGACAUGGAUGAAGAUGAUCACCCUCUGCUCAAGGUUCCCGACUUUCUCAAACAUCACCCUGAGCUCAGAAAGCGGGGGAUCAACCUCACCCUGCCGCUGAAACCCUAUGCCGUAUAUCAAACAGAUCCGCUUGUCGAUACCGGCUUUGCCGUGAAGAUUCUAGAUCCCGACACUCAGGAAGCCGCUAUCUGCGAGAAGCUUCAGGCAAACCUCAAGUCCCCUAAUCAUGCCAUACCGGCUGAGGUCAUUAGGUCAUCGUCUCGGUCACCUAUCCUCUUGAUGCCAUGCUUGAGGGAGCUUGACAGCGUCCCCUACCACGAUGCAUCAUUGAGCUUUCUGCUGUCCGUCUUCCAUCAGAUUGCUGAGGGACUCGAAGAUCUCCACCGCCACCGCAUAGCACACUUGGACAUGUGCCCUGACAAUCUUGUUCUGGCACAUGAGCGGCAUGCUGCGGCGGACAGACGAGUUGAGGGAAAGAAGAUCUACAUUAUUGACUUCCAUACCUCCCGACAGCUCGAGUUACCUCCAGGAGCUCAGCCUGCUAUUCUUCUUCCAUAUACCCAGAUCGAUCCGCCUCCGGGAAUCAAACAUUUUGAUCCUUACUCUUGGGACGUGUACUGCCUUGGACACGUGUUUGAGAACAGACUGCAGGUGUACUGUUACAGGCGACCAGAGCCACGAGUUGUCCGCUGGCUCAUCCAGUGGCUGAUUGGCACCGAACGCGGAUGCAAAUCAGCUUGCCACUGUCGUCCUUCUGCCAAACGGGUCCGUCAGAUGCUGACGGUCAUCCGGGGACUUGUCUACACAUUUGGGUUGCUCUCGAGUGUUCCUGCUAUUGUGCGGCGUUUGAUCCCCCGCCCUGCGACUGACUGAAUCUGUCUCCUGUCAAUGUAUUGAUUUGUACCCUAAAUGAACC